Molecule: messenger RNA, 5905 nt
Organism: Cimex lectularius (bed bug)
Lineage: Eukaryota; Metazoa; Arthropoda; Insecta; Hemiptera; Cimicidae
Gene: Camta
Product: calmodulin-binding transcription activator 2
Exons: 37
Coding region: 759-5348 (1529 amino acids)
Biological process (GO): regulation of transcription by RNA polymerase II
Cellular component (GO): nucleus
Molecular function (GO): protein binding; double-stranded DNA binding; transcription coregulator activity
Source: RefSeq, a predicted model, not a curated record
GGGCUCGAUGUCAGACACGUUAUCAGAAGGAUGAGGAUAACCUGUGACUGCGAGAAGAGGUAUGAGGAAAGGUUAGGCCUUCGUGUCGAUUGGGGCCCGAUGAGCCCCCGGCCGCCCCUCGUUGGAAACGGACUCGGAGGCGGGCUGGGGGCGGCGGGGCAGCGGGGACGAGCGAAGCGGACCAACUCCCGAUGGCGGCGGCCGGUGGGAUUUUUCGCCCUGCCAAGUUGGCAGUGUCGGCCCAGUUUGAGCAUGAGCCAUUCCACCGCUGAGAUAUCAGGGUCAAAAUGGCGAUCGUGUUUUGCCCACCAGUGGAUAAUGGAACUUCUUUUAAAUUAGUGAAUUUGACAUACGGCGUUUAUUGACGUUUCUAGGCCCAGCCGGACAUCUCGCGGCCCUCCAAUUCCGCCUACGCAGGUCGGAAACCCCGGGCCGUGAGUCUUUCGCCGCCGCUCUCCAUUCUCUGCCACUUAUUUCACAAAUAAAACCAAUACGAUUUUUGGCAAUUUUUUAUUUUUUCGCUCGCAGUGCCAUGGACUCUUUUCUAGUAAGGUGAAAGAGCUUAUGUAUUGAAGAAGUUGUAAAGCGGCCAGGAAAUUGAACGAGUGCGGGCGCGUGACACGGCUGAGUUUGAUUUCCAUUCCAGUGCUGUUUGAAACCAGCACGCGCGAGUGAAAAUGACACACCAAGGCCGAAAUCGCAGCGGAUGAGCGGAGCAGGGUGCCCAGUGGCGGCCUCGUUACGGCUGUGACCUACCAAUGGCUACUUCCGCCCUUGUGUGCAUCAACUUAAAGACUCGGGUGAAGUCCGAGGGAGAGGAUGGAGGCGGAGAAGGACGCGAGAAGGAGCUGGGCGCGCCCAACACUCAGCAGCUUGUCCAGGCCCUCGUCGACAACGGCGUUAUCCAGCUGAACCACAAGGCGACCAUAAGAGUCAUCGACAACUCGAAGCCAGACUCGCAAGACCUCGCUGAUUUCAAGACUCUCAACUUGGGCACGUUCGCCGUCAAACAGUCCCCUGAUACUAGAUCCGGUAUUCUCCUCGAAACGGUUGGCGAUGGUGAAAGCGGGGAACAGAAAGUCGUGAGCCUUGUUCAGAACAGGCCGAUCCUCGUCCAGCGGAACCUGGUCCUCCAGGGUCCCGUUUUGAGCAAGGGGCCCGGCCUGGUCCACCUCGUCCAGGAAAGUCCUCCGCCGCUGACGCCAACUCCACCCAACUCAGGGGCGAUCAACGUUUCUAAAUCAAAGAAAAUCCUUGACAGCGAUUCUAACAAUGGGGAGCCGAUCAAGUUACCAGAAAAUUUGGAAAGCCUUCCGAAGGCCGAACAUUUCCCAACGCAGAGACAUCGUUGGAACACAAACGAGGAGAUCGCUGCUAUUCUUAUCUGUUUCGAGCGGCACCUCGACUGGCAAUCAAAGGAGGUAAAAAUAAGGCCGAAAAGCGGAUCCAUGCUUCUCUAUAGUAGGAAAAAAGUGAGAUACAGAAGAGACGGCUACUGUUGGAAGAAAAGAAAAGACGGCAAAACGACCAGGGAAGACCACAUGAAGCUGAAAGUACAAGGGACUGAGUGUAUUUAUGGUUGUUAUGUCCAUUCUGCCAUCUUACCGACCUUUCACCGUAGAUGUUACUGGCUUCUUCAGAACCCUGAUAUUGUACUGGUUCACUAUUUGAACGUCCCCUAUCCAGAUGAUAACAAAAUCGUAUCGCCAAGCCUCGCUCUUUGUGCCGACAAGAAACAAUGGACCAAAGAAGAAUUGGUGUCCCAACUCAAACCUAUGUUUUACAGCGAAGAAGAACCAGAUGCGAAUAAUGAGUUAGAAAUAUCGACGGCCGAAACAGUAGAGACGAUAGUCUCCCAACUGCUAGCCCGUCAAAGAAGCGCAAGGACGGCUGCAAUCUGCAAGCAGCUGGAAUGCGGCUGCCCCGACUCGACAUGUGCCGACGCGAAGACAUGCAGCCAGCCGAUCAGGCGUAUCACAUCUGCCAAGCCAGAGCCGUCUUCUGACAGCAACCAGGUGUCCUCGACGACCGGAUCGGGGAUGCUUGUCAGCGGGCGGGGAAUGGUCCACGGAGAACGGGCUGUCCCGGUUCACCACAUUCACCCAAACCACCAGAUACCACAUGGUUCUAAUAGUCAAAAUGGAGCAGGCACCCCUUUAGUUUUAAGUCUAUCCCAACUCCAGGCCCCGGGAUCUCUUCUUAUACUGAAUUCCAACCAAUCGACAAGCAAUCAUGUUGCAUCGUUGGUCACGCAAAGGCAUACCCGGAAGGAGAAGCACCAGGACCCUCCCAUGGAGGUAAUAUAUACCCUUGAAAAUAAUCACUGCCAGAUUUCUCAACCGGUCGCAGCACAGAUGCGAGGGCCCAACAUCCAGCAGCAGCAAACGUCGAACACUAACGUAGGUGACAUUGACAAACACAACAGGUUGAAAUACAGAAGAAAACAAGCAAAUAAAACUCAAGUAAAGCCUUAUCUGACUCCGCAGAUGAAAGACAUGGGUGGCUCUGAAUACUAUGAGACGCUAGAUCUCUCCCAGGAGGAUAUUCAGCAAACCCUUUCAGCCAAUAUGCCCUUGUCCUGUACCCAAAAUGACAAUAGAGAUUCAAGAGAGGAAGGGAAUAAACAAAAUGCCGUUCUUCCUGGUUUGGAAAUUGACUUUAUAGAUGUGAACACUUCAAGUCAAGUGGAUGACGAUGUUUUUGUAAAUUUAGAUGCGUUUGACAUGCUGUCAGAAUUUCCAGAUCUGGAAGGCCUGGAUCACAACCACAAUGGAAACAAUCUUGGUGAGCCUGUAGUAAGCGGAAGUGGUGAGAAUGGAGAAGUCAUGGACACUGAAAAGGGUAAUAAUUCCCCUCCAAGGAUGGAUUACAGGGAAGGGACUGCAAAUAUUACCGAUUAUUCACCCGAGUGGGCGUACACAGAGGGAGGAGUUAAAGUCUUAGUAACAGGCCCUUGGUAUUCAACAACAUCGCCUUACACGGUUCUCUUCGAUUCAUGCCCUGUUCCGACUACCCUAGUACAAAGUGGGGUACUUCGAUGUUUCUGCCCAGCUCAUGAGGCUGGAAUGGUGACGUUGCAAGUUGCCUGCGAGGGCUUUGUCAUUUCAAACUCUGCAAUGUUCGAGUAUAAACGGCUUCCACCCAGUGGUAGCGAAAGGGCGACGGAGGUCAGCACGAGGGAAUCUCAACCGCACGAUAGCCUUCUGCGCUUCACACUCAUGCAGCGCCUCGACGCCAUUGACAACCGGCUCGACAUAAAGCAAGAACCUCAGGACAAUACCGAAAACACCACUCUGCUCGGAAAAGGCAACUUUGAAGAGAAACUCAUGAACUUUGUUCAAAAAUUGAGCCAGCGGAAGUGGAAAGAAUCAGAGCUUGUUGAUUCCUCAAUCGAAUGGUGUGAAUCAUACAAAGGAAUGACCUUACUUCACUUAUCCGCGAGUUUAGGCUAUUCCAGGCUGGUCUGCAUGUUAAUCAAAUGGAGGACGGAAAACCCAGCCCCUCUGCUGGAAUUGGAAGUAGAUGGUUUAAAUCAAGACUCAGAUGGCUUUACUCCUUUGAUGAGAGCUUGUGAGAAAGGGCAGAGCGAAAUGUCUCAAUUGCUGUACGAGUGGCUGCCGGCUUCAGCUUCACUUGUCAACACGAAAGGUGACAGCGCACUUGAAGUAGCCAGUAAAAAUGGCCAUACAACGCUUGCACAGGAGCUGCAGAUAAGGCUGGAUAAGUCGAGCCGCUUCCCUAUUGCAAAGCAGUUAGAAGACAAUGAUAAAGAUAUAGAUAGCCUUGAUGGUGUACAUACUUCCCUCGAGUCCCUCAACAGUUCACGAGAUGAUGGAAUCUUCCUACACCCUAGUAGUCUUAAUAGAUCUGAUUAUGGAAUGAACAUGGAACUCCAUGUGAAUAUUCCACAAUGGAAUGAGACCAGGGCAGACCUGAGUAGGAACUCAACCCCCAGUCCAAGUAGCCAAACUAAAAGCUUGCUUAGUGAAAGAUUAGUGAAACGUCCUUCUGUAGACAGCGGGAUUCAGCUUCAAUCGUCAAUCGACAGCCUCCCUUCCAUUCGUGCCAGCAAGCAAAGCAAACAAAACGACAUCCAAAAAAUGUCAAGAUUUGACCGUAGCAUGUCACUGCCAUUAACUUGUCAUUCCAUGGAUUCCGGUUACGACCUAAAUGAAACCUUGCACAGUUCGCCCAUCCGAAGAAUGGAUUUUACUCUUUGUGAGGUGAGGCGAGAAGGUGCCCAGAGCAGCCCCGAGUCCGUCCUGCUCAAUCAGGAAGACCCUCAUCUACAGCAGACAGUCGGUGAACAAGACGUACGUGUAUUGACUCUUGCCGAGCAGAUAAUCGCUGCCAUGCCAGAAAGAAUAAAGAAUGAAAGCGAGGGCGAUAUGAUGAUGAUGAGCUCGGAUGAAAUGGAGGUGAUGUCACUCGAAUCACCGCUCCUUCUGGACGAGCCCCCUUCUUCCACAUCAUCAUGCUGCUUUGAUACAAGCUCAGAAUUCAACUUUGAUCAUAAUUAUAGAUAUUGCGAUGUCGGUACACCAUGUUCAAGCUUGAGCCCUGCCAGCUGCCUUCCAUCACCUCCUUUUCCACUUCACAGGUCACCUUCUCCACCACCGACGACUGCCGACUUUUGUGAAUUCCUCCAAGCUUCAAAUUCCACUUAUUUUGAAAAGGAUUUCUCUAAUCUUACCCUCUCAGACCGAGAGCAGAGGGAACUCUACGAGGCAGCAAAAGUGAUACAGAAAGCUUACCGGAGUUACAAAGGUCGUAAGAAACUUGAACAAGACAAGGAGCGUCAGGCUGCGGUUCUAAUUCAAAAUUAUUAUCGAAGAUAUAAACAGUAUGCCUACUUCAAACAAAUGACACGGGCCGCCAUGGUGAUUCAAAAUGGAUACAGGUCAUACUGUGAAAACAAACGAUUCAAGAAGAACCAAGAAGCUGCAGUGAGGAUCCAAAACUGCUACAGGAACUACAGAGAUCAAACCGAAACUGCUCCAACUGGCUUAAAGCGGACUUACUCUCAAAGACGACAACAUCAAGCAGCCAGGAAGAUUCAGCAGUUCAUGCGCCAGUCCAAAAACAACUUGUGGGAAAUUGAUCCUGGAACGAUAGUUGCAGAGAGAGCGAGCAGAAAAAGAGAGGCAGGUCCUAUGCAAGGGGUCCCCUCAAAAUUAGCCGUGCUUCCUUUUCACAUAACAAAGGAAUUGUCUUUUUCAGCAACCGACACUAAAAUUGAAUUCUCCGUUUCUAGAAAGAAAUUCCACCUAUUCCGAUCAUAUCCAGCAUGUAAUCUGUCUGCAAAUAUGUAUUUGGGUGAAUACCUACUUGUAAGUUACUACUUAUAAAUGCUGAGGCUGUGUAAUUAAAUUAUACUUAAAAUUUUGAAGAAAAAAAAAAAACUUGGAAAAGUUUUGUCAUUUUAUGAGCAUGUGAUUAUGAAUUAGAAUAUAGUUGACAAUGGGUAGAUAUAGUUCAUAACUUUUUUCAGCAACUUUUUUCUAUUUGAAUAGCCUCAAUAUUUAAAUUUGUAAAAUCUUUCUAGCACUCAAAAAAGAAAAGUUAAAAAAAAAUGCAAUUACAUUUUAAAAUAGUUUAAAAAAUAUAUUAUACGAUGCCUUUGCCAGAAAAGAUUUAGGAUUUUGUUUGUAGAAAUUGUUGUUUUCUUGCAAAAUCUUUUAAUAUGCUUCACAGCCUAAACUUUCUAAUUACAAUCUCUUGAUAAAGUUUUUUCUGUUGAUUUUUUUUUUUGUUUUUUUUUUUUGGUUUGUGACAGGCAAAAGUCAGAGGUGGACAAGCAUUGAAGUUUUGAUAAGUUCUAAAAAGUCUAAAAUGAAUAUUAAAAACAAAUAUACAAUUUUUGACAAAUUGUAUUAAUAAACAUAAUUAUUUAUUUUUUUUAAAA